AUGUUAGACAACAAAAAAUCACUAUUCCAAAAAACUUUACUGUUUUUCUCUUUUUUUUUGAUCUCAUUGUUAUGUAAAAGUUUUUUGUCUUCACUGGUUUGCUAUGUUCAAGCUCGAGAAAUUGAUGGUAGCGAUAAUAAUUCAAAUUCAAUUCAACCUUAUCAAAGAGAAUUUUCUUCCAAAUCUUUUUACGGACCAGAUGGAAAUCACUCUAUGAUUAAAUGUCCAUCCGAUGUUGUUUUUACUAAUCCAACCCUACCGGUUCCAAAAUGUACCGAUCCACUACCACCUGACAAUUUCCCAAUGCCAAGAUGUGUUUCAAAUAUUAUAACUAAUUAUCACUCGGAAAAUUUUAACGUUGAACAACAAUUGCGUUAUCGAUCUAAAAGACAUACUAAUAUUAUUCAGUCGAAAACGGAUACACCAUCUAUUCCGAUCUACAUACCAACCGACGACUCAAUCUACAACCCGCCAACAAGUCAAAAAUUUCAGGAAUUUAAUAGAACAAGCGAUGAAAUGAAUCACGUCACACCGUUUCUUGACUUGAAUCAAUUGUACGGGCUCAACACAGAGGAAUCAAGGAAGUUACGUGAUAUUGGUAACCGAGGAAAAUUAAAGAUGGAUGAGAAAAAUUAUCCAAUGAAUUAUCCGACUAGCGAUAUGAUCGGAGGAUUUCUUAAUCGAGCAAAUAAUAUUUUCACACUUGCAAUUCAGAUCAUUUGGAUGCGUGAACAUAAUAGAUUGUGUAAUCAAUUUUAUGACAAAUAUGGUGAUUCGUGGACUGAUGAUCAAUAUUUUGAAGAGGCUAUAAGCAAUCAAUUAAAGUUGUUAGUAACCGAAGAGUACCUUGGCAUCAUUCUUGGUAAACCAUUGCCACCAUAUCAACAAUAUAAUGAGAAUCUAGUACCAGGAAUUGAUCUUUUCUUCGCAACAAUAACAUUCAAAUAUGUUCACAGCGAACUUGGCAAUAAUUACCGUAUACAAGAUGAAUUUGGAGAAUUGCUUGCAGAUCUAACGUUAGAUAACAUUUUACAAAUUCAAUUGUUGGAAAAGUUUGGAAUGGAAAGAGUGUUGAGAUCAAUGUCCCUACAACAUCAAGAAGAAUUGGAUAUUUAUUAUUCCGAUGCUAUGAGAAAUGCUACAACCAUUGAACCGCGUAUUUAUGAUAUUGCAGCUUUUGAUGUUUUAAGAGCCAGAGACAGAGGAAUUGCUUUGUAUAAUGAUGCUCGUCAAGCAUAUGGGCUAACAACAAAGAAAACUUGGCAAGGGAUAACAUCAGUUAAAAUAUUACAAGAUUAUCUGCAACAAUUGUAUCCUAAUGGACCUAAUCAAUUAGAAACUUCCGUUGGUGCAAUAGUUGAAGAUCAUUUGGAUGGAUCAAAUUUUGGUGAAUUAAUGAGCAUUAGUAUGUUCACUCAGUUUACUAAAAUCAGAGAUUCUGAUAAAUUUUGGUGGGAGAAUGGCAACAUGUUUACUGAUGUUGAAAGAGUCACCCUUAAAAGCACAACAUUCAAAGAUAUUAUUUUACGUAAUCUGCCAGAAAAUAACAAACCAAUCAUGCCACAAAAUAUUUGGACGGUUCAACCCCAAUCAAAAACCACCAAUUCUUCAUCAGCUGUUGAUGUAAAUUAUCCAAAUGAUAUUCCUGCAUGGUCACCAUAUGUUAUUAAAUAUAGAAUUGAUGAUUCUUUUAUUCAUUUCAAAGUAACUUUACAAACUGGUGAUGGUGAGGGAUGGUUUGGAAUGGGGUUUGAGCCUGAUGACAUUGGAAUGAAGGGAGCAGAUUUUGUUAUUGGCUUUGUACGGGAAAAUAAAAUUGACAUAUUCAAUUAUCGAUCAUCAUCAGCUGAUCAUUACCCACCUGAUCGUGAUGAUAAUUCAGAUUUAACAAAUAUUAAUUCAAAUGUAAGUGAUAGUUUAGCAACUAUUGAAUUCUCAAGACCAUUAUUACCUGAUGGAAGACGCGGAAUUAAGGAUGGGCUUGUUAAAUGUAAGAAAAAAUAUCCUUUUAGUUCAUCUUUUACUUAUCAUGGAAAUAAUCGAAUAUUGAUAAUGAUUGAUUUUUAUAAUAAUAAAAUAGAAGCAGUAAAAAUAAAGGCAAGUCAACAGACAACAAAAUAUAUACAUGGAAUUGGAAUGUCAUUUACCUGGAGUGUGUUAUUUCCAAUAUCAAUUUUUAUAGUUAGAUUUUUUAAACAUACAAAUAACUAUCUCAAGAUUCAUCGAACUAUACAGCUUCUUGGUGGAAUAAGUAUAGGAAGUUUUGGUGCUUCAGUAUUAGCAAUGUCUAAUUCAAGAACUCCCCAUUCAUUUUUAGGAUUGACACUUUAUUGUAUAGUAUUUAUACAAUUAGCAAUUGGAUUAAUUUCAAUAUGGAGUCAAGCAUCUUUAGUAUCAGUAAAUUUAGGGUAUCCUAGACUUUUUAAAAGAACUCAUAAAUUUUUAGGGAUCUCUUUGUUAAUUGUUUCAUGGAUUAAUAUUUAUCUUGGCAUGGAUACUUAUAGUUUAUCAUAUGGAAUGUAA
Messenger RNA from Entrophospora sp. SA101, 2523 nucleotides. The record is from the annotation of a GenBank genome assembly. Lineage: Eukaryota; Fungi; Glomeromycota; Glomeromycetes; Entrophosporales; Entrophosporaceae.